ACCACUUCCAUCUGGAUAGACGAUGUUAGCAAAAGCAACUUUUGGUAACCCGACAAAUCAGAACCAGAAAAAAUGUCAAAUUAUCUGCCACCACCCAAAUCUCACCCUCAACGACAUUCAAAAACCAAGAGACAAUCCGUUUAUCUCUAUAUGGAUGUUUUCUGUGUACGCGUAGAGAGAGAAAGUGAAUACUAAAAUGGCAUUGGCAAUGGCCGUCAGGAGGUUUUAUUCAUCUGUUGACAAGCCCAUCAAGCGUCUAAAUAAUGGCGGCUCCAUCUAUUACAUGUCAUCUUUGCCUGAUGAAGCAGUGUAUGAGAAAGAAAAAUCUGGUGUCCCGUGGCCAAAGCAACUCAAUGCUCCACUGGAAGUGGUUGAUCCUGAGAUAGCUGAUAUUAUUGAGCUUGAAAAGGCUAGACAAUGGAAGGGGCUCGAACUUAUUCCCUCAGAGAACUUCACUUCAGUUUCUGUGAUGCAAGCCGUUGGUUCAAUUAUGACUAACAAGUACAGUGAGGGCUACCCUGGUGCUAGAUAUUAUGGUGGAAAUGAGUAUAUUGACAUGGCUGAAACAUUAUGCCAAAAGCGUGCUCUAGAAGCAUUCCGGUUGGACCCUGAAAAAUGGGGAGUGAAUGUGCAGCCCCUGUCAGGAUCCCCAGCAAACUUUCACGUUUACACUGCUUUGCUCAAACCACAUGACAGAAUAAUGGCACUUGAUCUUCCUCAUGGAGGCCAUCUUUCUCAUGGUUAUCAGACUGACACAAAGAAGAUAUCCGCUGUGUCAAUUUUCUUUGAGACCAUGCCAUACAGGUUGAACGAAAGCACUGGCUACAUCGAUUAUGAUCAGCUGGAAAAGAGUGCUGUACUGUUCAGGCCAAAAUUAAUUGUUGCUGGUGCUAGUGCGUAUGCUCGCCUGUAUGAUUAUGAACGUAUUCGUAAGGUAUGUGACAAGCAGAAAGCGAUCCUAUUGGCUGACAUGGCGCAUAUCAGUGGAUUGGUAGCGGCCGGUGUCAUCCCAUCUCCGUUCGACUAUGCUGAUGUGGUGACUACCACCACUCACAAGUCACUUCGUGGGCCCCGGGGGGCCAUGAUAUUUUUCAGGAAGGGAGUUAAGGAGAUUAACAAGCAGGGAAAAGAGGUGUUGUAUGACUAUGAGGAUAAGAUCAAUCAAGCUGUGUUUCCUGGUCUUCAAGGUGGGCCCCACAACCACACCAUCACUGGUUUGGCAGUUGCGUUGAAGCAGGCGACUACUCCAGAAUACAAAUCUUAUCAAGAACAAGUCUUGAGCAAUAGCUCAAAGUUUGCCAAGACUUUGGCUGUGAAAGGAUAUGAUCUUGUUUCUGGUGGAACGGAGAAUCAUUUGGUGCUGGUCAAUCUGAAGAACAAGGGUAUUGAUGGUUCGAGGGUGGAAAAAGUAUUGGAAUCUGUUCAUAUUGCGGCCAACAAGAACACCGUGCCUGGAGAUGUAUCUGCCAUGGUACCGGGUGGCAUCAGGAUGGGAACCCCGGCUCUUACUUCCAGAGGAUUUGUUGAGGAGGAUUUCGUAAAAGUUGCUGAGUUCUUUGAUGCCGCUGUGAAAUUGGCUGUAAAAAUCAAGGCUGAGACAAAAGGGACAAAGCUGAAGGACUUUUUGGCAACAAUUCAAAACAGUGCUUCACUUCAGUCUGAGAUUGCAAAUCUCCGCCAUGAUGUCGAGGAGUACGCCAAGCAAUUCCCAACUAUCGGGUUCGAGAAAGAAACCAUGAAAUACAAGAACUAACCGAAAGCUCACUCUACAUGCCAGGCACUAGAACUGAAGAUGAGAAGAGAUAAUGGAAUUGAAGUCUGGAAGUUAUAUUGUAUGGGAAGACUGAGAUGAAUGUUCAUGUGAAGGAAAAAAAGUCCAGGUUUUUUUUGUUCCUACGUUAGCGUCUGUAUAUGGAUGUACAAUAAGCACAAACUCAUGUUCAAUGUGUUAACCUGGAAAAAGCUUUUUAUAUGAUUUGUUUGGGUCUUAAGCAAUGACAUGAGAUGUGUUUAAUUUUACUAAUCUUAAUAGCUAAGGUUCCUCAAGUUAGGUGACUGAGGUUUAUGAGAACGCAAAUGGUACGAAUAUAUAAUAUUGAGUACAUAAAGAUGUCCAUAGUCUCUGAGCAAAAACAAUUCAAAUUAAAUUUUCAAGUGAACUCUACUAGUGAGAUUCUGUAGAAACUAUUUGUACAAUUCUUAAAGUUGGCUUCUAG
Striga asiatica is the source of this 2216-nucleotide messenger RNA. NCBI's taxonomy places the organism in Eukaryota, Viridiplantae, Streptophyta, Magnoliopsida, Lamiales, Orobanchaceae. The record is from the annotation of a GenBank genome assembly.